Messenger RNA from Tilletiopsis washingtonensis, 2034 nucleotides. Its product is annotated as putative DED81-asparaginyl-tRNA-synthetase. The record is from RefSeq and is a predicted model, not a curated record. The coding region runs from base 211 to 1947 and encodes 578 amino acids. Gene Ontology annotation, molecular function: ATP binding; nucleic acid binding; asparagine-tRNA ligase activity. Gene Ontology annotation, cellular component: cytoplasm. The transcript has 7 exons. Gene Ontology annotation, biological process: asparaginyl-tRNA aminoacylation. Lineage: Eukaryota; Fungi; Basidiomycota; Exobasidiomycetes; Entylomatales.
AGGCGUCAAGGCACGGUGGAGGUCGCCGCCCGCACAGAGCAGGCAUGAGAGGCGAGCAAGCACACCGUGGGAACACGCGCGGGAGGCAGAGGCGCGGCACGGCAAGAAGCGCGAACCUGGCCGCGGCCGCAGCGCCGCAGCGCACCUCACGCGCGUAUCAGCUUCUGGCCUGCCCCUUGCGUCUGCACCACACCCACUCGCCCACCCACCAUGUCCGCCGUCCGCGACUCGCUCGACAAGGCCGCGGCCGCGCUGCACCUGCGCUCCGACAAGCCCGCCGACGCCGCCGAGGGCACGCCCGUCUACAUCGACGAGGCCGCCGGCUCCGACACCACGGGCGACGGCUCGGAGAGCGCGCCCUUUGCUACGGCCGUCGCUGCGCUGCUGGCGCGCGGGCCCGACGUCGCGCUGCACACGCGCCGCCCCGCCAGCGAUGCGGCGCCGUCUGCCUGGCAGCCCAUCUCCGCGUCGGGCAACAAGAAGGCGCGCAAGCUGUAUGAGCAGCAGGUGAAGAAGCGCGAGAAGGCCGCGACGCGCGAGGAGGAGGAGGCGCGCCGCCCGCGCGACGACGACGAGGACCAGCGCCUCGAAGCGGCCAAGGCCGUCGUACUGCCGGCCGUCGACGGCGGCAAGAAGAUCAAGAUCCGCUCUGCAAUCGGCUCGCGCGACCAGCAGGUCCGCGUCUCGGGCUGGGUGCACCGCCUGCGCUCGCAAAAGGGCCUCAUCUUCAUCAUCCUGCGCGACGGCACGGGCUACCUGCAGGUGGUGCUCGGCGGCGACUGCGCCAAGACCUACGACGCGCUCACGCUCACGCUCGAGUCGACGAUCGAGGUCGUCGGCACGAUCAAGGCGCUGCCCGAGGGCAAGUCGGCGCCGGACAACCACGAGCUGGCUGCCGACUGGUGGCGCUGCAUUGGCAAGGCGCCCGGCGGCGAUGAGGCCUUCCUGAACCGCGUGGCCGAGGGCACCGAGAUGUCGAAGCUCGCCGACUCGCGGCACCUCGUCAUCCGCGGCGAGACGGCCUCGUCCGUGCUCAAGGUCCGCGCGGCUGUGCUGCGCGCCUUCCGCGCCGAGUUCGACGCCCUCGGCCUGCUCGAGGUGACGCCGCCGUGCAUGGUGCAGACGCAGGUCGAGGGCGGCUCGACGCUCUUCAAGUUUGACUACUACGGCCAGGAGGCGUACCUGACGCAGAGCUCGCAGCUGUACCUCGAGACGUGCCUGCCGAGCCUGGGCGACGUGUUCUGCGUGCAGGAGAGCUUCCGCGCCGAGAAGAGCCACACGCGGCGACACCUCAGCGAGUACACUCACCUCGAGGCCGAGCUGGGCUUCCUGACCUUCGAGGACCUGCUGGCACACCUCGAGCAGAUUAUCUGCGGCACGCUCGAGCGCGUGCUUGCCGACCCGGCGUCGGCGUCGAUGAUCAAGCAGCUGAACCCCGACUUUGCCUUCCCCUCGCGCCCCUUCCGGCGCAUGGACUACAAGGAGGCGAUCAAGUGGCUCAACGAGCACAGCAUCCUCACCGACGAGGGCAAGGAGCACGUCGUCGGCGACGACAUUGCCGAGGCGGCCGAGCGCCGCAUGACCGACGCGCUCAACGUGCCCAUCUUCCUCACGGGCUUCCCGCGCGAGAUCAAGAGCUUCUACAUGAAGCGCGUGCCCGGCGACGAGCACUUCACCGAGAGCGUCGACGUGCUGAUGCCCGGCGUCGGCGAGAUCGUCGGCGGCAGCAUGCGCAUGAGCGACCCCGACGAGCUGCUGCAGGCGUACAAGAACGAGGGCAUCGACGCCAAGCCGUACCACUGGUACACCGACCAGCGCAAGUAUGGCACGUGCGAGCACGGCGGCUACGGCCUCGGCGUCGAGCGCUUCCUCGCCUGGCUCACCAACCGCUACACCGUCCGCGAGGCCUCGCUGUACCCCCGCUGGACCGGGCGCUGCACGCCGUGAGCGGCCGGUGCUCGCGUCACAUAGAGCUCCUGCCCAGCCUGCCCCUUCUCGCGCUCUGUGCAGCGGCACAAUACAAAACAGUCUCUG